Capsaspora owczarzaki ATCC 30864 is the source of this 2894-nucleotide messenger RNA. RefSeq lists its product as hypothetical. The coding region runs from base 34 to 2700 and encodes 888 amino acids. The record is from RefSeq and is a predicted model, not a curated record. NCBI's taxonomy places the organism in Eukaryota, Filasterea, Ministeriida, Capsasporidae. The transcript has 4 exons. Gene Ontology annotation, molecular function: protein binding.
UUUUUUUUUUUUUGGCUGAAGCAGCAUUGCAAAAUGGAGACCAGCAGCGGUCCUCCUGCCCCUGCCCCUGCCGCUGCCCUGGCUCCUGCCGCUGCUCCUACUGCUGCAGAGCGAGUAAUAGGACCCAGUUAUGGGCUCUCCACUGGGCUGUCCAGCGUGCUGCAUUACCAGGCGGUUCACAGCAGCUCAACGAAUCUCGCAUCAGCGACCGACGUCGUGCCGCCAGCGACCACAGCCACGGCGAGCACUGCGAAUAGGAGCACUGAUGCUAUCACGGUGAAUGUUGACAGGUCUGCAAGCAGCACGCGGAUAAGCUCCAACAGCCAAGCAAGCGACGCCUCCCAGCACAGCGACGUCACCAUGUUACCGUCCUCCGACACGAGCGAGCACAACAAGAAGAGCAAGAGCCAGGGCUGCAUGGAAGGAGUCCUGGAAUGGGCCACGGGCAUCAUGAUGAGCUGCAGCGGCGUCCAAGACAUCGAAGCAGACGACGACGACGACGAUGAGGAUGAUGACGAGGAGGAAACCGCUCAGUCGUCUGAGAGCAUGGACAUCGUGCCUGCUGGACACCAGUCUCGAAAGAAUGGAAAAGACGUGCAGACUACUCCAGUAAUUGCGCGGAAUCGGCGGACGGGCGCAAGACAACCGCUCCCUGCUCCACAUCGAAUCAAGUCUGUUGUGCACCGAAUCUUCCAAUUCCUGACCUUGGUGCUCUGCGUCUCCUUCCUCCCACAUAGUUACUUUUCGCUCUUUGUCGGCGUCCCAGACAGCUCGGACGGCCUCGGCUGGUUUGUGCUGGUGCUUGUCUUUGUUGUGUUGCCGACGGCCCUGCUGGGCUUUUUGCCGCUCGUCUUCUUCCGUGGCUUCCUAACAUCCCCAAUACUGCCACUCAUCUACAUUGGCGGCAUCUCCACAACGUAUUUCAUUUCAGUCUUUGCCGUUGUCGAUGCCACCUCGAAGCUGGACGAUCCACAUUGGCCAAGCAACCAGACCUCUGCCCUGCAAGAGCUGAUUGACUCUGUGUUUGGCAAGGUGGAUGCGGCGGAAGCGCGUGGUGGACAAGAGGCACGUCGCGCGGUGGGCUAUUUCAACAUUGCAGUUGUCGGGAUUUGCUCUCUACUGGCGGCCUAUUUUGCCAUCAGCUCUUUCCGCGUUACAUCCACCUUGUGCAAGUGGCGAAGAGUCGACAUUAACAAUUGGCUCAAUUCCAUUGGGAUGCAGCGGUACGCUCCGCGAUUCCACCGACACAAGCUCAAUGCGAGGUGGUUUUUGAGUGACAACACUGCUCAGUUGAACAACCUGCAUUUCGGCUCGUUGACCGACCGGCACAUUCUCGAAGACGAGCUCGCGCGAUUGCGCAUGACCAUCCAGGGCAAAGCACGACCACCCAUGGCCAACCUAGAUCUGGCUCAGCUGGACAUACAGGGAGGUUUGCAACGUUCGAGACCAGAGCGCCGCAGUGUCUUGCGGAGAUCGUUGUCGGUUGCAAGUGGCGGCAGCGCUGCUCGCUUGUCCACAUUGACUGCGGCCAACCAACUAUCUCGUCAAGCAAUGGAUGAGAUGCUGGUCGCGCCGCCAACUUACUCUCCUCUGGACCCUUUUGCAGCCUCGAGUUCGUCUGUUGAACAGCAGCAGCAGCAGCAACCAUGUGCCUCAGCCUCGACCUCUACUUCCGCCACCAUCGUGCCAACAGCAUUUGCUCCAUUACCUGCCUACCAACAAGAACCGACGGUGCUGACAAACGCGGAUCUGGAAGCUGCACAGGAUGCAGCCUAUCUCAAGCGGUUGGCUCCUGAUGAGGCUGUCUUUAACACGGCCAACGCCCGGUUGCGACACCUCGGCAAGCACAAGAUUGACAUGCGGUCGCUGAGUGUAAAGCGUGUGCCGGCAGUCCUGCUGGUCAUGAUGCCUCUGUUCCUGUUUGCGCUGUUUGUCCUCGUCAUCCCCAUGUUUGUGCUUGCCUACCUGAGCGACCCGACCCCCGUGGUCGGGACGGCACGCGUGCUACUCGUUCCAACCCUCGUGUCCCAUGUUGUGGCUGGUGGUGUGCUCGUUGUGAUGAUCCUGGGCCGAAGCCCGUCGAUUUGGAUUGCCUUUGACAUGUGCUUGGUGUCGUGCCUCCUUCACACGGGCAUUGUUGUCCUCAUGCUGAUCGAGUCGAGUGGCUUUGUCAACGACAAGGACUAUGCUGCCUGCGUGAUUGGCAUCAUGACGGCGUUGGUGCUACUCGUCGAGUUUGCGUGCUUGCUCACCGCCGUGCGAUGCACUGCGCGCUUCAAGGCGACCGUUCGCAACUGGCCGGUGGAGCUGGUCGCGCUAUGGGCCGCGUCCAACGGUUUGGACUACCAAUUUGUCUUUCGUCACGACAUUACUGGUCUGGCGUUAAUCCGCGCGGACGCUGUCGAGCUUGUCGAGCGCAUUGGCUUUGCCGACUCUGUCAUGCGCAAGCUGUUCGAGCAACGGCUUGCCGGCUUGCAGACCUGCAGCGAGAGCUUUGACUGUCCGGUGGUUUCCCCCGAGCUGGUUGCAGGCGCCUUCCCCAGCCAAUCGGCGCUCGCUUGCAGCGCCGUUAGUCCCGCGUUCGCUGCAUUGAACAUCAAGCAAGUGACUGCCAGUUCCGAGCUGCGUUCGUAUUUUUUGGACGAGCUGCGCGCCGUGACUUCCGACAAUUGCGAUUCCGACGCGCCCGCUGCUGUUUAAGGGCGGGGUCUUUGCUUGAGUCGGGAUGGCCGUUCUGCCAUGGCGCUCUCUUGCUUGAUUGAUUGAUUGCAAUCAUUCGUCGACCUGUUGUCUCGUUGACAAAGUGUGUUAAGAUUAUUUUUCAGGUUUUUCUUUCCUUGUGUUUUGAGUUUUGAUUUUGUGUUGAAUCGAUUUCUUUCUUUUUAAUAUCAGAC